UAUUAUUUAACUGGAGUACAAAGCAAAGAAUAGUUAUUUUUAAGUUUAAUUUUAAAAAAUCUCCAGAACAAGGUAAAUGGUAUUCUGAGCAAUGGUAAUCAGUGCGAAAUAAAUCUUCGAAUCGGGUUGGAAAAGUUCGAAUUGGGUGCGCAAUACAUAAACACAAACACGUUUUGAGGAAACUUAUCAUGAAAAUUGCCGUGGAAGGCUGUGCCCAUGGUGAAUUGGAUAAUAUAUACACCGCUUUAGAGAAUAUACAACGUAGGGAUCACAUCAAGAUCGAUUUAUUGAUAUGUUGCGGGGAUUUUCAAGCCGUACGAAACGAAGAAGAUUUGGAGUGCAUGGCGGUGCCGCAAAAAUACCGUAAAAUGUGCAGUUUUUACAAGUAUUACAAUGGGGAGCGCAAGGCACCGGUUUUGACGAUUUUUAUUGGCGGUAACCACGAAGCGUCGAACCACUUGUGGGAACUGCCGUUUGGUGGUUGGGUCGCACCAAAUAUCUACUACCUUGGUUACUCUGGAGUUGUCAACUUUGGUGGCAUGAGGAUUGUGGGAUUGUCUGGAAUUUAUAAGUACCAUGACUAUCAUAAGGGACAUCAUGAGCGACCACCCUUCACCCAAGACACGGUCAGGAGUAUAUAUCAUGUACGAAGUUUGGAUGUGUUCAAGCUGAAGUUACUAUCCAAGCCAGUGAAUAUUGGACUAUCACAUGAUUGGCCGAAAGGUGUUUAUCACUAUGGCAACCUUAAUGAGCUUUAUCGAUGGAAGAGAUAUUUGCAAAAGGAGAUCGAAGAUGACACUUUGGGUAGUAAUGCAGCACAAGAGGUAUUGCGGACUUUACAACCAGAUUUUUGGUUCUCGGCUCAUCUGCAUUGUCGGUUUCCUGCGCAAAUUUACCAUAGCCAGACCGGUAAAAUGACUUAUUUUUUAGCAUUGGACAAGUGUUUACCUAGACGUAGGUACUUAGAGGUCAUUGAUGUUGGUCCAGCUAAGGGAGCAUUAGAAUUGAGUUAUGAUGCAGAAUGGCUUGCGAUUACUAAAUCGACUAUGCCACUUUUGAAUACCAAACCCUUUGGUACAAAUUUACCAAAUGAUGAAUCAGUAAUCUCAUCUUUAAGACCAAACAAAGAAACCAUUCAACAUGUGAUGGAUUUGUUCAACAACGACCUUAAAAUACCCGAAAAUUUUUGCCAAACUGUGCCAUUGUAUAAUCCAGUUCACCAUAAGAAAUAUGUGCAUGUGAUGAUGACUAAAAAUCUGCAAACAGAAGAAUUUUGUAGAAAAUUGAAAAUCGUUAAUCCUUUUUGGAUCACCGAUGUGCCCAAUGAUAAUGUUUUGGAGAACCCAGAUGAGAUUAACCUCAGCGAGGAUGAUGGGGAUGAGGAAGAAAUAGAUCGGGAGGCUGUGAAGUGUAGCAAGUCUUCUUGUGUAUCAUCAGAAGUUGAAAAAGCAAUAAAGACUCAGAGAAAGAAAUUUUGAAAAGGUAAAAGAACCAAUAAAAAUCUUAAACUUCCUCCUCUAAUGUUUGAGGAAAGCAAUCAAAAGACAAGAAGAGUUCACUUUCCUGUUUAAACAGAAAUGAAGAUGCUUUUGCCAAUUUCAAGAUGACAAAGCUGAAGAUUGUGAUGUUUCUCUGACACUGACAAAAUCAUCAAUUGACAGUCAGGUUUUCUCUGAACAAGCUUCAUUUCUAGUUGCAAUGAAGGUGACAACUUUAACUCAGAACCACCUGCUAAAGUCUUCAAGCUGGUGCGAAGAAAUCAAAGUGUUUAUUCUAAAAAUGAUGAUUUGGACUGAUAGUUGUAAUCAGGUAGUUUAUUUUUAUCGGUCAAGAUUUUUAAAUAAACAUUGCAUGAUUUGAGAUUAAUUUUGUACGAUACUAUUUAUCAAAAGCGAAAUAUUUUUAAAAUUAUGGCUUUCAUUUUUA
Molecule: messenger RNA, 1926 nt
Organism: Xenia sp. Carnegie-2017
Lineage: Eukaryota; Metazoa; Cnidaria; Anthozoa; Malacalcyonacea; Xeniidae
Product: lariat debranching enzyme B-like
Exons: 1
Coding region: 189-1478 (429 amino acids)
Biological process (GO): mRNA splicing, via spliceosome
Cellular component (GO): nucleus
Molecular function (GO): RNA lariat debranching enzyme activity
Source: RefSeq, a predicted model, not a curated record